Alternaria hordeiaustralica is the source of this 879-nucleotide messenger RNA. RefSeq names its product putrescine aminopropyltransferase (gene SPE3). The transcript has 4 exons. Gene Ontology annotation, molecular function: spermidine synthase activity. Gene Ontology annotation, cellular component: cytosol. NCBI's taxonomy places the organism in Eukaryota, Fungi, Ascomycota, Dothideomycetes, Pleosporales, Pleosporaceae. The record is from RefSeq and is a predicted model, not a curated record. Bases 1 to 879 code for a protein of 292 amino acids. Gene Ontology annotation, biological process: spermidine biosynthetic process.
AUGCCUGCCAUUGAACACCCUACCAUCAAGGAUGGCUGGUUCCGCGAGAUCUCCGGCAUGUGGCCCGGCCAGGCCAUGACCCUCCAGGUCAAGGAGGUUCUUCACCACGAGAAGAGCAAGUACCAGGACGUCCUCAUCUUCGAGUCGACCAACUACGGCACCGUCCUCGUCCUCGACAACGUCAUCCAAUGCACCGAGCGCGAUGAGUUCUCAUACCAGGAGAUGAUCACCCACUUGGCCAUGAACGCCCACCCCAACCCCGAGAAGGUCUUGGUCAUCGGUGGUGGUGACGGUGGUGUCCUCCGUGAGGUUGUCAAGCACGAUUGUGUCAAGGAGGCCACUCUCUGCGACAUCGACGAGGCUGUCAUCCGCCUCUCCAAGCAAUACCUCCCCGGCAUGUCUGUCGGCUUCGAGCACCCCAAGACCACCACCAUCGUCGGCGACGGCUUCAAGUUCCUCGAGGACAAGAAGGGCGAGUUCGACGUCAUCAUCACCGACUCUAGCGACCCAGAGGGUCCCGCCGAGGCUCUCUUCCAGAAGUCCUACUUCGAGUUGCUCAACGGUGCGCUCCGCGAAGGCGGUGUCAUUACCACCCAAGGUUCCGAGAACCAAUGGCUUCACAUGCCCCUCAUUGUCAACCUCAAGAAGGCUUGCAAGGAGGUCUUCCCCAACGUCGAGUACGGCUACACCACCAUCCCCACCUACCCCUCCGGCCAGAUCGGUUUCAUGGUCUGCAGCAAGGACGCCAACCGCGACCUCAAGAAGCCCCUUCGCAGCUGGUCUACCGAAGAGGAGGAGCAGCUUUGCAGGUACUACAGCAAGGAGAUCCACGAGGCGGCUUUCGUUCUGCCCACCUUUGCUCGCAAGGCUCUCCAAUAA